This is a messenger RNA of Diuraphis noxia (Russian wheat aphid), 1249 nucleotides long. Its product is annotated as sidestep VII transmembrane protein. Gene Ontology annotation, molecular function: protein binding. The record is from RefSeq and is a predicted model, not a curated record. NCBI's taxonomy places the organism in Eukaryota, Metazoa, Arthropoda, Insecta, Hemiptera, Aphididae.
GGAAAUCUUAGACAACGAGAAAAACGUCGUUUGGAAUUCCACAUUGCCACCCGUCAUGGAAAACGGGCCAUUGGAAAUCACGUGUAAAGCGUACUACGGAAAUCCUUUACCACGCUUAACGUGGAAUAUUCGAGGAGAAAAUAUAGACAGUACUUACGACAUUAAGACAGRCGAAAAUACUGUGGCCAAUGUGUUACGAAUUGAUCACGUUCGUCGUGAAAGUCUCGGUAAAAAACUUAUCUGCGAAGCGUCAAACAUGCCAAAUAUCAUUCAGCUAUCGACGUCAGUUACCAUGAAUGUUUAUCUGAAACCAUUAAGCAUAGCUAUAAMAGGAGCUGAACAUCCUUUUCUCUCGGGAGAGCCGAGUAAUCUCGAUUGCAUUUCAUAUGGUUCAAGACCAGCAGCCAACAUAACAUGGUACCACAAUGGACGGGUCAUCGAGUACGAAACAAAAAGGAUAAAGGUGAUGGAAAACAAUAAUAUGACAUGGAGCACUUUAAAACUAGUGCCAACUGAUGACGAUGAUCAAAGUGUUAUAAGCUGUGUUGCAAGCAACAUAUAUUUUCCGGCUGACUCAAAAGAACAACAAAUAAUACUUAACGUUCACUAUCCUCCAAGGCUAAAAAUAUGUCUAGGCAGAAACCUAAAUGUUUCCAACAUCAAAGAAGGGUCRGAUGUGUACUUUGACUGCACUAUCGAUGCUUCUCCGUCUAUAACCAGACUUGAUUGGGAUCAUAAUGGAUCAAAUGUCGGACAGCAUGAAAGCCGUAGGACAAUUGUGAGCAAUCAAACAUUAGUUUUACAAUCGAUAACACGUAAAGGUUCUGGAAGUUAUCGGUGCAUAGCCUCAAAUGCCAGAGGAAAAUCGAUAAGUGAUGCCUAUCACCUUGACGUUAAAUGUAGGCCAGAUCCACCAAGAAACUGUUUGCCAGUAAACGUAACGAGUACUCGGUUUACAAUUCAGUGCGAACCCGGAUACGGUGGUGGACUUCCGCAGCAUUUUGCGUGCACAGUGGCCACAAUCGACCGACCGGAUUUGGCCGAAACCAGAUACGUUGGCCAAACUGGUAAUAUGGCUGUCAUAAUUACCGGAUUGCGACCAUCCACCCGAUACGUGACCACAGUCUACGCGAGAAACGCAAAAGGCUCAAGUAUCGGCCAUGUACGCAUUUACGUCGAAACAGCUCCUAAUCCCAAGGAUCCACAUGUAGCUGCGUACCUAAGUGAACUAGGUGUAGAUACUUACUAA